Molecule: messenger RNA, 2067 nt
Organism: Ustilaginoidea virens
Lineage: Eukaryota; Fungi; Ascomycota; Sordariomycetes; Hypocreales; Clavicipitaceae
Exons: 6
Coding region: 1-2067 (688 amino acids)
Biological process (GO): chromatin remodeling
Cellular component (GO): RSC-type complex
Molecular function (GO): protein binding
Source: RefSeq, a predicted model, not a curated record
AUGGACAGCAAGCGCAAGGCCAAUGGCCAUGCUGCCGUCGAAGUAGAUGACCGUUCAGCAAAGCGACGCAAAUUAGCUGAAUUCGAUCUUUCCAAAGCCGAGUCGCGCGAAUCGACUACGGCGUAUGGCAAUGCGUUUCUCGAACAGAUUCGACGAACGCAAGAUAAAAGCGGACGAUUGGUCGCAACGUAUUUUGAAAAACUUCUCCCUCGAGCGGGAAAUGAAGAAUAUUAUAAGCGCACUAGGAUGCCAAUCGCUCUUGAAACGGUUGAGGAGAAGCUGAGCAAAGGCUAUUUCAAAAACCUCGCGGAACUGGAAAGCUACUUUAAGCGAAUGAUAGCCAACGCCAAGGAGUUUUACCCCCGCUCCUCGGCCGUUUUCGAUGACGCGGAGCGCGUCCGCAAGGCUCUCAGCAACUACAUGACGAAAAACAACCCAGCAUAUCAAACUCGCAAUUAUCAAGCAGUGGCCACUCCGCUUCCACCCGAGAACGGGGAAGAGGAACAGGGACAGGAAGAAGAGCAGGAACAGAAACAAGACGAGGAACUGGACGCAACAGAUGAUGAUGCCAAAGGCGAAGACGAAGAAAAAGAAGGUGGAAAUGUAAAAGAGGAAGAGGAUAGAGGAGAAGACGAAGAGGAAGAAGGAGAAGAAGAGGAGGAGGAGGAGGAGGAACAAGAGGAACAAGAAGCAGAGCCUACGUCCCGACGCAGGCCAAUCAUCUUGAAACGUAAUGGCCCGGGACGUCUCUCCAGAAAUUCGACUGGUUUUGCAGACAGUCCACGACGGGCGAAACCGAACGGCCGCCCCGACUAUGAGUACCACAAUGUGCCUUUUAAGGGUUUAAGCUUCCAACAAGCUCAGGAAAAGCUCGUUGAAGAAUUGCUUCGCUACAAAGAGCCAGAGUACGAUGGUUUCUUCGAACCAUUCGUCAACUUACCGCCCCGGUCGUUGAAGGACUACUACCGGGUGGUCGCAGACCCCCUAUCGCUGAAGAAGCUCCAGAAGGAAGUUUUGGGCAUCCAGGGUCGCGGCGAACCUACCGGCAUAAGCGUUUUUAAGAGCUGGAGCGCGCUGGAAGACAGGGCGAAGCUCUUGUGGACAAAUGCGUACUUCUACAACGAAGAGGGCAGCGAGAUCUACGACCUUGCCCAAGAACUCGAAAAAGCGUUCAACGAGCUUUUGAACAAGGCGCGAGCUGCUGUUCAAGAGCCGACGCAGGCCAAGAUCAAACUCAAGGUUGGGCAGAAUGGCGCCGCAGCCUCGUCGAAAAGAGUUAGCAUUCAUGUUGGCGGUCGAGCAAGCACUGUUGACUCACCAGCGCCACAGACCACGCAGUCGGUUGAGUCUCCCUCUAGCGGUUCUCUUGUCAACGGCACGGCCAAGCAGACAGCGGCGCUCAAUGCUCCGCCGAGUGCGUCGCUUUCGGUCUCGUCGCCGAGCCCAUCUGCCCACCCCGGCUUGAAAGCAGAAGAGAAUUCGAGAUUGUCGCCGGCGGUGUCGGGUCAAACAACGACGAAAACCGUCAUGGGUCCUGCGACACCCAUGGCACAACCGCCGGCAACCCCUGGGCCACCCUUGAUGCAAUCAACAAACCCGAUGGCUAACGGCUACCUUGAGCCAAAACGGCUCCGGGCUCCUGGAAAAGGCAUCCAAGAUGCUCUCAUUUCGCGGCUGCGGAUCCAGCUCCAUCCCAGCACGCAGGCCGAGCAGCCCGUUUUGCUGGACAUCCUCCCCCUUCCCCGCGAGAUGUCGCAGUCGGCCACGGUGAACCUCCCCGCCAGCAUCAACCGCGUCUUCAUCCUCGCCCAGCUGCCCGAUUUCCUCCAGGACCGCCAGUACAGCCUCUGGCUCCUCGUCGACAAGCAGCCCCUCAAGCCUUGCCUGCAGCCCCUUCCCAACCAACUGCUCCAGGAGCGCGCUUUCGACGUCAUGCUUCACCCGGGAAUCAACGUCAUCGAGGCACAUCUCAUUGCCGCGGUCCCCCGACACGAGCGAGAGAACGCGGGCGGAUCGGAAGUGGAGCUGGAGAUUUUUACCGCCUUCGCCAACGUUCUUCGCCAUUGA